Acanthisitta chloris (rifleman) is the source of this 1958-nucleotide messenger RNA. RefSeq names its product kelch-like family member 8 (gene KLHL8). The record is from RefSeq and is a predicted model, not a curated record. NCBI's taxonomy places the organism in Eukaryota, Metazoa, Chordata, Aves, Passeriformes, Acanthisittidae. Gene Ontology annotation, molecular function: protein binding. The coding region runs from base 105 to 1958 and encodes 617 amino acids. The transcript has 9 exons.
CAGGAAGAUGAACAGAACUGCACUUUAGGCCUUAACUCCUGAUGGGCUGGAUUUUGUCUUGGCAGGAGCUUUGAAGAUCCACGCAGUGAGAGAAGGAGCAGCCAAUGGCUUCAGAAUCCAUGGUCCCUGAGCAGGCAAAGCAACAUCUGAUGAAGGGAAAGCGGCGGCAGCAGCAGCAGCAAGCUAGGGUUUCCAGCAGUGAUGCUGAAGUUGAUGUCUUUGUCUUUGAGGCAAAUGAGGCUUGGAAGGAUUUUCACAGCUCUCUUCUUCACUUCUUUGAAGCUGGAGAGCUCUGCGACGUUACGCUGAAGGUCGGUUCAAAGCUCAUCUCCUGCCACAAACUGGUGCUAGCUUGUGUUAUCCCUUACUUCAGAGCCAUGUUUCUCUCAGAAAUGGCUGAAGCCAAGCAGAAGCUGAUUGAGAUCAGGGACUUCGAUGGCGAUGCAAUAGAAGACCUGGUGAAGUUUGCCUACUCCUCACGGCUCACCCUAACAGUGGACAACGUGCAGCCUCUCCUGUAUGCUGCUUGCAUCCUUCAGGUGGAGCUGGUGGCAAAGGCUUGCUGUGAAUACAUGAAGCUGCACUUCCAUCCCUCCAACUGCCUGGCAGUCAGGGCCUUUGCAGAGAGCCACAACCGCAUUGACCUGAUGGACAUGGCAGAUCAGUUUGCCUGUGAACAUUUCACAGAGGUGAUGGAGUGUGAGGACUUUGUGAGUGUGUCACCACAGCACCUCCACAAACUCCUGUCCUCCAGUGACCUGAACAUUGUAAAUGAAAAGCAGGUUUACAAUGCUGCUAUCAAGUGGCUGCUGGCCAACCCACAGCAUCACGUGACGUGGCUGGACGAAAUACUUGCACAGGUACGGCUGCCUCUCUUGCCCAUUUGUUUCCUUAUGGGUGUUGUGGCAAAGGAAGAGAUUGUCAAGCAGAAUCUAAAAUGUAGGGAUUUGCUGGAUGAAGCAAGGAACUACCACCUCCACCUGAGCAGCAGGGCAGUGCCUGACUUUGAGUACUCCAUUCGCACAACACCAAGGAAGCAGACUGCUGGUGUGCUGUUCUGUGUGGGUGGCAGAGGUGGAUCUGGUGACCCUUUCCGCAGCAUCGAGUGUUACUCCAUCAGUAGGAACAACUGGUUCUUCGGCCCUGAAAUGAACAGCAGGAGGAGGCACGUGGGUGUCAUCUCUGUGGGAGGUAAAGUCUAUGCAGUAGGUGGACACGAUGGAAAUGAACACUUGGGAAGCAUGGAAGUAUUUGAUCCUCUCACAAACAAGUGGAUGAUGAAGGCAUCAAUGAACACAAAGAGGAGAGGAAUCGCUCUGGCCUCCCUUGGUGGCCCCAUCUAUGCCAUAGGAGGUCUGGAUGACAACACCUGCUUCAGUGACGUGGAGAGGUAUGACAUCGAGUCCGACCGCUGGAGCGCCGUCGCCCCCAUGAACACUCCCAGGGGAGGAGUUGGCUCCGUGGCCCUUGUGAACCAUGUUUACGCCGUGGGUGGCAAUGAUGGUGUAGCAUCUCUUUCCAGUGUGGAGAAGUAUGAUCCCCACUUGGACAAGUGGAUAGAGGUGAAGGAGAUGGGUCAGCGAAGAGCUGGCAAUGGGGUCAGCGAGCUCCAUGGCUGCUUGUACGUUGUGGGUGGCUUUGAUGACAACUCCCCACUGAGCUCGGUGGAGAGGUUCGACCCACGCAGCAACAGAUGGGAGUAUGUGGCAGAGCUCACAACACCCAGGGGUGGUGUGGGCAUAGCCACUCUGAUGGGGAAGAUCUUUGCAGUUGGAGGUCAUAAUGGCAACGUGUACCUCAACACAGUGGAAGCUUUUGAUCCCAUAGUGAACAGGUGGGAACUCGUGGGCUCGGUGUCCCACUGCCGGGCAGGGGCAGGGGUGGCCGUGUGCUCCUGUCUCAGCAGCCAGAUCCGGGACGUGGGCCAAGGAUCCAGCAACGUUGUGGACUGCAUGUGA